Molecule: messenger RNA, 864 nt
Organism: Truncatella angustata
Lineage: Eukaryota; Fungi; Ascomycota; Sordariomycetes; Amphisphaeriales; Sporocadaceae
Exons: 4
Coding region: 1-864 (287 amino acids)
Molecular function (GO): protein binding
Source: RefSeq, a predicted model, not a curated record
AUGUUCAGCCGCCGGGUCGAACCUCCUCCUGUAUCAUCCACCAAGAGUUUCUCGAAAGGUCACAAGAAGUCGAGUUCGUCAAUCAGCAAGGGCAGUUCGGGGGUCUCGAAACACCGUCACGAGUCGGGUCGUCGCCGUCAAUCCGUUGCUACAUCUACCAACCCGACUUUGUCGCCUAAUGGUAGUUUGACUCCAUCCAUUAUCACCCUCAUUGUAGGCAAGGAGCAACGAAUCUUUGCUGCCCACGAAGAUGUCCUCGGGGCAUCGCCAUGGUUUCAAAAGCAGCUAUCAUCACUGUUUAUGGAUACCGACACCGCAAGCCAUAAGCGGAUCCACAUUCCCGAUGAGGAGCCCGAGAUCUUCAGCUCCAUCCUAGAAUACAUGUACAAGGGCGACUACUACCCUCGACUCAUUCACAACAAGAAGAGGAACUCGUGGGAGCUCGAGAAGCCGGACGAAGGCCGCAAUGCCCUUGAGGCAACCAUUUAUCAUAGCGACACCGAUGGCGAUAUUCUCAAGGAUACCGUCAUCUACUGUGCAGCCGAAAAGCUUGGGAUGGAGGAGUUGAAGAAGGUCGCUCUUCGGAAACAAGGUCUUCAAUCCGGCAUCCAAUGCAGCACAAUUCUGGCGUCCGCUCGCUAUGCCUAUGCCAACACUCCUGACACCGACUCAAAACUCAGGGCACACUACCUUGCUCUGAUUAUCCGCAGCCGGAACACCUUCAAGCGAAGCGGCACCAUGCAGCUCGAGAUGUUCAAUGGUAACACACAACUGUUCUUUGAUCUCUUCGUCGCUCUUUGUAACCAUGUCGACGAUAUUUCCAGCGCCCAAAGUACGCCUCGAAGCAAUCGCCACUUCUUCUAA